AUGCUGCUCCUACCAGUCCUCACUUUUCUCCUGGCAACCUGCCAGGCCCAGGAAGAAGGGGAUACCUUUGUAUCCCCUUCAAUCGAUGGUAUUGCAAUAUCAACCGAUGCUGAGCAUAUCCUGCAUCGCAACGCCGAGAUAAUCUCCCGGCUGGCAGAGACGCCCGCACAAGGUGUGCGAAAGAUGAGCAGUGACGAAGGGGAGAAAUUUUUCCUGGAUUACUGGCAAUUCCUCGACAAUGCGCAGGGAUUAUCGGAGCGAGAGACCAAGGACGAGACCAUGAAUGACGAGAUGCCGGAAGUGUUUCUGGAGAGAUCAUUCCCUCUCCAACCCCCCUCUUUACCGUCAGUUCUAGAUAAUCUAUUGCAAGUCCGGGACUUCAAGUGUCCGACGGGUACAUACAGCUGCACGUCCAUCGGCCAGCCGAAUCGCUGCUGCGGUGCCGGAGAGACCUGUGUGUCGGUCCAAGAUACGGGGUCGGGAGACAUGGGCUGCUGCCCUAGUGGACAAACAUGCUCUGGACAGAUUGGAUCGUGUCAAUCUGGAUACACAACGUGCUCCGAAGCGCUGGGUGGUGGAUGCUGCAUUCCUGGCUACGAGUGUGUCCCCGGCGGAUGUAAGUACCGAAAUCAUUCCUCGGUUGGUCAGUAUGCCUUUGCUGACUGCUACAAUCCAGGCGCCUACGUCUCCAUCGUUACAGUGACUCUCCAUUCGACCGUGAUGGUAUCCACAAGAACGUAUUCGACCGAGCCGCAGAGUAUCCCGAGCUCUACGUCUUCGUCUCACACAAGCAACACCAAAGCGACAAGCAACACCAAAACGACAAGCAACACCAAAACGACCGAAAGUCUGGCACCGCCGGCCCGUCCUACAAGCCUCUCAACCGCCACUACGGGAGAGGGAUUCUGCCCGACUGGGUUCUAUGCUUGCUCGGCCGUCUACCACGGCGGGUGCUGCCAGACAGGUCGAGACUGCGAUACCACGUCGUGUCCUACAACAUCUUCGACGACGCUCACCACAGAUGGUAGGACAAUUGUAGUGCCUGUCACGGCUACAGCAGGGAACCAUGGAGGUGGAGGACGGUGCGCGAACGGUUGGUUUAGCUGUGCGGACACGGUGGGUGGAGGCUGUUGUCCUUCCGGGUUUGUAUGCGGGUCGAGCUGCACGGCGACGGCGGCGACGGCGGCGACGGCGACCACGGUGGCCAAGGAGCAAGCAACGAAUGGGUGCAGUGGAUUAUCUCCUGGGAUGCUGGGGAUUGGCCAGCAACCCCUGCCCUUCAUCUACCAAUUCGCCGCCGGUGCAGUGGCUGGUGUGUCGGAGCUCCAGUCAGGCGUCGCGGUUCCGGGCCAGGAUCACUAUACCGGCAUGCUCGACUGCUUCCGCAAGAUUGUGAAGAACGAGGGAUUUUCCCGUCUAUACCGUGGUAUCUCGGCCCCCAUUUUGAUGGAGGCGCCCAAGCGUGCGACCAAGUUCGCCGCUAAUGACAGCUGGGGCACCUUCUACCGUGGCCUGUUUGGCGUGGAGAAGCAGACGCAGGGUCUGGCCACGCUGACCGGCGCCACGGCUGGAGCAACAGAGGCGUUCGUGGUGGUUCCUUUCGAGCUGGUGAAGAUUCGCCUGCAGGACAAGGCAUCGGCGGGCAAGUACAAUGGCAUGCUUGAUGUGGUUAAGAAGAUCGUACAGACCGAGGGCCCUCUGGCCAUGUACAAUGGCCUCGAGUCGACGCUGUGGCGCCACAUCCUGUGGAACGCAGGUUAUUUCGGUUGUAUCUUCCAGGUCCGCGCGCAGCUGCCCGCGCCUGAGCCCGGCAACAAGAGCCAGCAGACCCGCAAUGACUUGAUCGCCGGUACCAUUGGUGGUAUUGCCGGUACGAUGCUCAACACCCCGAUGGACGUCGUCAAGUCCCGCAUCCAGAACACAACCAAGGUCCCUGGCCAGGUGCCCAAGUAUAACUGGGCCUGGCCCGCUCUCGGCGUCGUCAUGAAGGAGGAGGGCUUCAGCGCCCUGUACAAGGGCUUCAUCCCCAAGGUCCUGCGUCUUGGCCCCGGUGGCGGUAUCCUGCUCGUCGUCUUCACGGGCGUCAUGGAUUUCUUCCGCAAAAUGCGGGCCGAGUAA
Molecule: messenger RNA, 2118 nt
Organism: Penicillium lagena
Lineage: Eukaryota; Fungi; Ascomycota; Eurotiomycetes; Eurotiales; Aspergillaceae
Exons: 4
Coding region: 1-2118 (705 amino acids)
Source: RefSeq, a predicted model, not a curated record